Messenger RNA from Rhagoletis zephyria (snowberry fruit fly), 663 nucleotides. RefSeq lists its product as uncharacterized. The record is from RefSeq and is a predicted model, not a curated record. NCBI's taxonomy places the organism in Eukaryota, Metazoa, Arthropoda, Insecta, Diptera, Tephritidae.
AUGUUGUUACGGAAUUCUCGUUUCCUUCUGAUUUUUGCAUUCAUCGAGCUACCGCAGAUUCAUGGUGCGGUUCUCGCCUACGAAGUUGAUCGUAAUAAUAAUAGUUUGAGUGAAUUAGUAGAACGACCAACAGGAUGGCUGCAGGCAGCUCAGGAUAUGAUCGCCAGUCCGACGGGGCAUGUAAUGACGCAAGUUGCCAAAGAGCUUAUCAAUCGAUCGACGGGCAAUAGUCAAGUGCUCAGUCUCAACCUUACUAAUUUACUUAUAAUCAUUUUGCUAAAAAUACUAAUAUUUGCCGCUGGCAUGUUAGGCGCUGGCCAUUGGGGUGCUCAUGGAUAUGGUUAUGGACGUUCGAGAAGUUCAGAAGAAAACAUCAAUUUUGGCUUAAGUGACGGUGAGGAUUAUCUCAUUACUGGAUUUUUAGCUGCUCAAGGAAUAGGACUGGACGAUUGUCUAUAUGCAGCGGCGUGCGCCAGCCCCAAUGUAGCUUAUGAAUAUGCAAAAGCGGCGAAGGCACUAAUUGACGGCAUCGAAAAGUAUGAGGGCAAUGCUUUUAAUAAUCCUCGUUACAACGAUCUGAUAAUGCUGCUCGAGAAGGCAUCCUACGAUGGUUUUCGCGGUUCACCCUGCAACCGAUCAUUGAAAUGCGAUAGUCUCGUGUGA